Molecule: messenger RNA, 2683 nt
Organism: Choloepus didactylus (southern two-toed sloth)
Lineage: Eukaryota; Metazoa; Chordata; Mammalia; Pilosa; Megalonychidae
Gene: B3GALNT2
Product: beta-1,3-N-acetylgalactosaminyltransferase 2
Exons: 13
Coding region: 249-1751 (500 amino acids)
Cellular component (GO): membrane
Molecular function (GO): hexosyltransferase activity
Source: RefSeq, a predicted model, not a curated record
GGACCUCGCCCAGCUGAGCCGCUACCGCCCGCGGUGAGAAACCUGAAGCGCCGGGCUGGGAGCCCGCGGACCCUUCAUCGCACCGUCUGCGAAGCGGGCGUCGCCAAGGUGAUAGCGCGGACUUAGGCCGCCACCCCUCAGUCUUCAGGCGUCCUCCUUCUCACUUCCAAGACCCCUCCCUCUCCGUCGGGACGCGGGAGAGCCCGGCGCACGGUGGGAGAGCGAGGUGGAGCCGGCGCUGGCGGCCAAUGCGAAACUGGCUGGUGCUUCUGUGCCCGUGUGUGCUCGGGGCCGCGCUGCACCUCUGGCUGCGGCUGCGCUCCCCGCCGCCCGCCCGCGUCUCCGGGGCCGGCCCGGCAGAUCAAUUGGCCUUAUUUCCUCAGUGGAAAUCUCAUCACUAUGAUGUGGUAGUUGGUGUGUUAUCAGCUCGCAAUAACCAUGAACUUCGAAAUGUGAUAAGAAGCACCUGGUUAAAGCGUUUGAUACAACAUCCAGCAUUAAAUCAACGUGUGCUUGUGAAGUUCAUAAUAGGUGCUCAUGGCUGUGAAGUGCCUGUGGAAGAUAGGGAAGACCCUUAUUCCUGCAAACUACUCAACAUCACAAAUCCAGUUUUGAAUCAGGAAAUCGAGGCAUUCAGUCUUUCUGAAGACGCUUCAUCAGGGCUCUCUGAGGACCAAGUUGUCAGUGUGAGCUUCCGAGUUCUCUAUCCUAUCGUUAUUACUAGUCUUGGAGUGUUCUAUGAUGCCAAUGAUGUGGGUUUCCAGAGGAACAUCACAGUCAAGCUUUAUCAGGCAGAACAGGAGGAGGCCCUCUUCAGUGCUCGCUUUAGUCCUCCCAGCUGUGGUGUGCAGGUGAACAAGCUGUGGUACAAACCUGUGGAACAGUUCAUCUUACCAGAGAGCUUUGAAGGUACAAUUGUGUGGGAGAGCCAGGACCUCCAAGGCCUUGUGUCAAGAAAUCUUCACAAAGUGACAGUCAAUGAUGGAGGGGGAGUUCUCAGAGUCAUAACAGCUGCGGAGGGUGCAUUGCCUCAUGAAUUCAUGGAAGGUGUGGAGGGAAUUGCAGGAGGUUUUAUUUAUACUAUUCAGGACGGUGAUGCUCUCUUAAAAAACCUUCAUUCUCGCCCUCAAAGACUUAUUGAUCAUAUAAGUAAUCUCCACGAGGAAGAUGCCUUACUGAAGGAGGAAAGCAGCACCUAUGAUGACAUUGUUUUUGUGGAUGUUGUUGACACUUACCGAAAUGUUCCUGCAAAACUACUGAACUUCUAUAGAUGGACUGUGGAAACAACCAACUUCGAUUUAUUGCUAAAGACAGAUGACGACUGUUACAUAGACUUAGAAGCUGUAUUUAAUAGCAUUGCCCACAAAAAUCUAGAAGGGCCUAAUUUUUGGUGGGGAAAUUUCAGAUUGAAUUGGGCAGUUGACCGAACUGGAAAGUGGCAAGAGUUAGAGUACCCCAGUCCUGCUUACCCUGCCUUUGCAUGUGGGUCAGGUUAUGUUAUCUCCAAAGACAUUGUCCACUGGCUGGCAAGCAACUCAGAGAGACUGAAGACCUAUCAGGGUGAAGAUGUAAGCAUGGGCAUUUGGAUGGCAGCGAUAGGACCUAAAAGAUACCAGGAGAGUCUCUGGUUGUGCGAGAAGACUUGUGAAACUGGAAUGUUGUCUUCCCCUCAGUAUUCUCCACAGGAACUAACAGAACUAUGGAAACUGAAGGAAUUGUGUGGUGAUCCUUGUAAAUGUGAAGCAAGAUAAUAAGGAUUUUCAUUAGCAGUGUUUAAAGAUCAGGGACAACAGAAGUUCUGACACAGGAACUUUUAGAAGACGUGACAGCAAUCCUUUCACCUUUUGAAUUGUCAUGGAGUCUAUCAAAGAAAAGAAAACAUCUGUUUUCCCAAAUGAAACUAUGACAUGACAAGAAGAUAGUGCUUUAUAUAUAUUGUCACUUUAAAGUUUUUAUUUUAGCCAAGUAAAUAAUUAGGGAAAGGCUCACAAAUUUGUUAGGCAGACCACAAAAUAACUUGUUUCACACCACUUACUUGAGUUUUUAGGUAAGCUGUGGGAAAUGGAGCCAAUGUUUUGACCUAAGUGCCCUUUGACAAUGAGUUCUCAUACCAUUUCAGUGGUGUUUAAUAGUUCUUGUUCUCAGCACAGUGAAAUCUUUAACUUUUCCUUUUAAACUUUGUGAAGUUUACUUAAGAAUUACUGAAAGAGCAGAGCACUGGUGUGGGGUUCAGGCCUUAAUUUCCUCAUCUGUAAAAUGAGGGGGGCAGACUAAGUGAUCUACAAGGUCCUUUCCAGUUCUACCAUCCUACAAUCAUAAUGUGUAAUCGUAUUAAACUAACAUGAAAAAGUGACCACCAGGCAUGGGAAUGUAACCAAAUGCUUUGGUUUGUUCAGAAAACACAAUGAUCUUCUUUCCAAAGAUGGGUUGUGGUAAAUAUUAGAUAUUUUGAUUAUGAAAAAUAUAGUUUCUUUGAAGCUUUAGCUGGGAAUUAUAGCAAUAGUAUGGUGUUCCUACAAAUAUCAGUGUAUUCAGACAAAUAUUUUUCUAUCAAAGACCAUUUUUGUAAAAGGUGUCUGUUUUUAUGCAACUUGUGAUAAUAAAUGUUAUCUUUAUUUUAGAAUAAAAACUGGCCUUUUCAUGUAUCAUAAAAUGUACUGAAUACAGACACUUAACAUUUAUA